This is a messenger RNA of Equus quagga, 3678 nucleotides long. RefSeq names its product proline and arginine rich end leucine rich repeat protein (gene PRELP). NCBI's taxonomy places the organism in Eukaryota, Metazoa, Chordata, Mammalia, Perissodactyla, Equidae. Gene Ontology annotation, molecular function: heparin binding; protein binding. The coding region runs from base 167 to 1306 and encodes 379 amino acids. Gene Ontology annotation, cellular component: extracellular exosome. The transcript is spliced from 3 exons. The record is from RefSeq and is a predicted model, not a curated record.
AAAGUCAGGCAAACACAAUCACGCAAGCACCACUGGGAGCUCAGAACUUCUGGCUGGCUCUCUGCUGCCACAGCUCCACGAAGGCGUGGAAGGAAAAGCAGGGAGCCUUGCCGUCUAACCCGAGCUGAGAGGAGAGGCAGGUGUGUGCAGGUGCGGCACCUGGACCAUGAGGCCGUCCCUCUGCUGGCUCCUCCCACUUCUCCUCCUCCUGGCCUCUGUGGCCCAAGGCCAGCCAACAAGACGACCAAGGCCCAGGCCCAGGCCCAGGCCCAGACCCCGGCCCACACCCAGCUUUCCUCUGCCCCAUGAGCCGUUGGAGCCUACAGACCUGCCUCCUCCCCUCCCACCGGGCCCUCCAUCAGUCUUUCCUGACUGUCCCCGGGAGUGCUAUUGCCCUGCUGAUUUCCCAUCUGCCCUCUACUGUGAUAGCCGCAACCUUCGAAAGGUCCCUGUCAUUCCGUCUCGAAUCCAUUACCUCUAUCUCCAGAACAACUUUAUAACUGAGCUCCCAGUAGAGGCCUUCAAGAACGCCUCAGGCCUCAGGUGGGUCAACCUGGACAACAACCGAAUUCGCAAGAUAGACCAGAAGGUGCUGGAGAAACUACCCAGCCUGGUGUUCCUCUACAUGGAGAAGAACCAGCUCGAAGAGGUGCCCUCGGCGCUGCCGCGGAACCUGGAACAGCUGAGGCUGAGCCAGAACAGGAUCUCCAGGAUCCCACCGGGCGUCUUCAGCAAGCUGGAGAACUUGCUGCUCUUGGAUCUCCAACACAACAAGCUGAGUGAUGGGGUCUUCAAGCCUGACACCUUCCAGGGCCUCAAGAACCUCAUGCAGCUCAACCUGGCCCACAACAUCCUGAGAAAGAUGCCACCCAAGGUCCCCACAGCCAUUCACCAGCUCUACCUGGACAGCAACAACAUCGAGACAAUCCCUAAUGGAUACUUCAAGGGCUUCCCCAACCUUGCCUUCAUUCGCCUUAACUACAACAAGCUGUCAGACAAGGGACUCCCCAAGAACUCCUUUAACAUCUCCAACCUGCUGGUGCUCCACCUGUCCCACAACAGGAUCAGCAACGUGCCGGCCAUCAGCAACAGACUGGAGCACCUUUACCUCAACAACAACAGCAUUGAAAAAAUCAACGGGACCCAGAUCUGCCCCAACAACCUAGUCGCUUUCCACGACUUCUCCUCGGACCUGGAGAACGUGCCACACCUCCGCUACCUGCGGCUGGACGGGAACUACCUGAAGCCGCCCAUCCCGCUGGACCUCAUGAUGUGCUUCCGCCUGCUGCAGUCCGUGGUCAUCUAGGCCUGUCUGCCCCUGGAGCGCCUCGGACUGCACUGGAAUGCUGGUGGCCCAGGCGUCUGUGCCCACCAUUCGUUUUCUCCCUCUCCCGUUCUUGCUCCCAGCUAACCCUUGCUUUACCCCACCUUCCUGAGGCAGAAACAAGCCACAUACUCUGCUGCACCUGCAGUUUCUAGAGCCAGACUUCCAAGGCCUUGACUUGGUCCACUCAGCUUAAAGACACCCACUGCACAACCAAACUUCUGGCCCCAGAAGCACACAUGCGUGUCUAAAGAUGUCAUAUCCCAUUUUCUCUCCUCCUUCCCCCACCACACCUGGGUAGGUCUGGGCCAUGGACUGACAUCUGGAUCUUGGUCCUGGCUGAAGCAAGCAGAGAUGGUCAAGGGCAGCCAGAGGUGAGGUUUGGAGACGCCUGCUGGAGGGUCCGCCAUCAUGGGCAGCUCUGGCCCUAAAAGGCCGAGAAACCCAGGGCCCCUUGGCCAAGGAUCCCACCUUUGAAAACUGCUGCUUGAUGGCUCUCUGCCAGCCCGUGUUCUCCAGAGAGGAAGUACCAGGGAACGGCCGCGGGAGGGUGGAGGGUCGGGGUUCCUGCAAGGGCCUGCAUUUGGCCACCUCUUCACAGGGAUGAGCUGGGGCCCUCCUUCUCCAGGGCGAACACAGCACCCGCCCUCCAGGCUGGGCCUCUCUAUCCCAAGAGAGAGGGCAGGGAAGGGCAGUCAAGGAGAGGAAGGCUCGAGGAGCCAGGAGUCGACCUGUGGGAGAGGAGCGGGAGUCAGAGCCCAGGAGGCCCACAUGGGUACAGACGGGUCCUGCAGCCCCCUUGGCCACUCAGGACAAGAGUCCUGAUGCCCUGGGGAACAGUGUCUGCAGUGGAAGGUACAGAGCCACCAGCCCCGCCCCACCAUCUGCUUCUCUGUCAGUGUGGAUGGCCCAAUCCUUUCCACCCCCCAGGAGUGCUUCCUGAGAAACUGCUGGAGAAGGGGCGGAGCCCCUGGAAAUCUCCCAGAAGCCUCUUCCAUGUGUGCAAAUUGUCCUCCCCUCUCCGACAGACACAUCAGCGACACCUGGUGGCUGGUGCAGGUCACAGCUGGCUCCUGUCGUCACCUCUCUGGUGUGGCCUGGGCUCCAACUUGAAGAGCCGUGGGUGACAUGCGUGGUCUCUCUCCUCUGGAGUCUAAAGGGCACAGAGCACAGAGGCCCUGAGGCGGGGGCUGACUCCCACCCUGAGUGAGCACCAGGGGGAACCUUCGGGAACCCAGGUGACAGUGCAGUUUGUUCCCAUUUGCUGUGACCUUGCCAGUCCCUCCUGCUCUCGCUCCCACAUCUGUGCACUGAGGAAGGGGUAAAAGGCCCCUCCGAGGCCCCUCCAGCGCUCACGUCCCAGUCCAAGGCCCCACCCUUUAGACUAUGCUCUAAUGCAGGACAAGUCCUAAAUAUUACCCCUUCCCUUGCAGGAAUUUAUUCCCUGUACAGACUACCCUCCCAACUCCCGCCCCAGCCCAGGUGAGCCACUUGGCAGGCCUCCAGGUGGAGCCUGGGCCCCACAGGGCUGACUCAUCUUCCCCACCCCCUCAACUGUCUCCAGGGGAUGCUGCCCCCCCUCAGCCCCUGAGUGUCUACGUUGGUGAGGCUGAGGGAGGAUGUUCUAGAAAUGAGUAGGACACAGUGCCCACCCUCAAGUUAGGUUGAGAAAAGCUCCAGAGAUUUUUAAGAAAUUGGAUUAAGCUAGGUCUCUAAGUUCAAGAAAUUCCCACUAUAGUCUUUCUCACCUUUCUCCUUUGCUAAUUUAUAGAAAACGGACCGAUUUCACCACAGCCCCCCUCCCUGUGCUCCCAUACAACUGCCUCAUUCUUCCCAGCCGUAGCUGGUUUCUCCAAGGCUCCUGCUUAAAGUCAAUAUAUUAUCGUGGCUGUAGGCAACCCGGUGCUCUGGCCUGGAUAAGCCCCCUACUGCGCCUUAUUCACACCUUGCAACCUCAGCCCCCUGAUGAGGCCCUGAGCGGAGCACAGCUCCUGUGGUUCCCGGGGGAGGGGUCAUUCCCCUGCAAACCUGAACUGUUUUGUUUCAGGAGCAACACAGUCACCCCCAUCUUGUGGCCCCGUCUAAAAUGCGUCCGCUCCCUGCACUGCUCCUGCGGCUACAAGCUGGAGAGGCGUCAAGUUAAAUUGGCUUUACAGAAACAUCCCCCACAAUGUGCUGAUUUCCCUCAGGUUUACGGAAGCCCCCUCCUCCGUACACAACUUCAUGCUCUCAGUGCUGUUUUGUGUACUCUGUACAUAGAUCUAUUCUUUCUUGAAGACCAUGUUAACUUUGUGAAACAUCUUUCACAUUCCAACAGGCUUCACAGCAGAGGAAAUAAAGUAAUAUGAAAAAUA